UACAAUAUUUUGCAGACACUAAUGACUAAUACGAGUAGUUCUGACAUAACAACCGGCAGUCGUAACCCUAGUAAUGGGAACGGCGGCGGUGUAGGGGGUGACCUAACACCACCGCCACCCCCUUCAUCACCACCGCACACACCGGUGCUAAUCAUACAACAUUCACAUUCAUUGGACUCGCUAUCAUCGCCACAGACCACACCGGCGGACACAUCGUCCGAAGGGGACGACUACUCGCUAAGCUCGGAGCCGACAAACACCAGCACCAGUACGGCCACCGGUGGGGCCGACAGUCUGGACAGGCGGUCGCCGGACUACCAGCGCCGCAAACAACAACAAAAACUGUUUUUCAUUGCACGGGAGCUGUACUCGAGUGAAGAGGUGUUCAUUGAUGUCCUACACCUGUUGAACACCGACUUCCGGGCGGCGGUUGAGCCCCAUAUACCCGAUGAGGCGCUCCAAUCCAUACUGAAAUUGUUGCCACAAUUACUACAAAUUAAUGAACAACUGGUCAAAGAUCUCAAGUCAAGGAUAGACGACUGGCCUAAUCAUCAGCGUAUAUCCGACGUUUUAGUCAAGAUAUGCCCAUUUCUCAAACAAUACUCGCUAUACAUACGGGACUUCGAGCACAUAUCGGCCGCGUAUGACGAGUGCCAGCGGCGGUACCCGGCGUUCGCCGCAGCCGUCAAAGAGUUUGAGUCGACCGCCCGGUGCCAGAAGUUAUCAGUCAAACACUAUAUGCUUAAACCAGUACAACGGCUGCCGCAGUAUAGGCUACUAUUGCAGGACUACUUACAGCACUUGGCGCCCGACUCGCUUGACUACGAGGACACGUGCCGUGCGCUGACCAUUGUGUCACAGGUGGCCGAACACGCAAACAACUCGAUGAAAAACAAUGAAAAUAUUAGCAAGUUGCUCAGCAUACAGAAUAGUAUUAUUGGCGGCACCGAGGUGAUUCGGCCCGGCAGGGUGUUCGUUAAAGAAGGCGAACUCAUGAAACUGUCCCGCAAAGGCAUGCAGGACAGGUGGUUCAUAUUGUUCAACGACUGUCUGAUGUACUUAACGGCUGUGCAAAACGGUGUGUAUCGCGUGAACCAUGAGCUGAGUUUGACGGGAAUGCGUGUCUCACUGCCCGCACAACAGGACUUUCAAAAUGAAUUCUCAGUCAUAUCUCACACCCGAUCCUUCUCUCUGGCGGCCCGCUCAAUGAAAGAACGGGAGGAAUGGGUUUUAGAGCUGAACAAAGCGAUCAAAGAAAACACUACAAAACGCAUAUCAUUUGCCAAAUCCGGUAGCGUAUGCAACGACGAGACGUUAAUCCCGGCGCUAGACUUGGGCACAGUGGCACCGGUAUGGAUACCGGACGCCCGGGUGACCAUGUGCCAACUGUGUACCGAGGAGUUUAGCGUAACCUACCGGCGCCACCACUGCCGAUGCUGUGGUAAAGUGGUGUGCGGCCCCUGUAGUCAAAACAAGGCUCCGCUACCCUAUCUCAAAAACCGUACGGCUCGGGUGUGCGACGAGUGCUUUGAAAAACUGCGGCAACAAAUGGAGAGACACCAGAAGCGUAUGAGUGCCGCCAGCGGUACGUCCCUCGACCUGUCGCUGAGCUCGGCGUCGGCCGCGACCGGUGCCGCCGCCUCGGCCUCCGAUACGGACGACUCCGGCUGGAGUGGCCUCCGAGAGUGGCCCCAACUCUUCGCCCGCAAUCUGGUCCGCAGCAGUCAUCGGAAGGCCAAACACCGAUACGUGCCGUCCGUAUUGAAAGAG
Molecule: messenger RNA, 1770 nt
Organism: Medioppia subpectinata
Lineage: Eukaryota; Metazoa; Arthropoda; Arachnida; Sarcoptiformes; Oppiidae
Source: the annotation of a GenBank genome assembly